This is a messenger RNA of Eucalyptus grandis, 504 nucleotides long. RefSeq lists its product as uncharacterized. The coding region runs from base 91 to 504 and encodes 137 amino acids. The record is from RefSeq and is a predicted model, not a curated record. The transcript has 2 exons. NCBI's taxonomy places the organism in Eukaryota, Viridiplantae, Streptophyta, Magnoliopsida, Myrtales, Myrtaceae.
CCCCUCCCUGCCCAUCUCCCGAAACGGACGCCGACCCAUGAUUUCCUCCAGCACGGCGAUGGCGGUCCGGCGGUUUUCAGGACGGAUUCCAUGGACAGCAGCGCCGGCGGCGGCUACGGCUGCAACUACGGCUACAGGAUGAUGGAGAAGCGGCAGCUGUUCCUGAGGAGCUACCAGUUCAGCAGGAAGCGGAGCUUGGGGGAGCGGAUUCGGCGGUCGCUGAGGCGGGUCAAGCGGGUCGUCUGGCUCAGGCUCCGGUCGGCUCGCCGGUUCCGGAGGCUCGUCUGGGCCAGGCUCUGCAGAUCGGUCCGGCUUCAUCUCCACGGCGGCACGGCUGUUCUUGCGUCUACUACUGCAACGGCAACAGAGGAAGGAGAAGGAGGUCGAGCUUCUUCCGCCUUCUCAAUCCCCAGCAGUAGUCACAGCAAUAGCUACGACUGCUUCACUUAUGAUCUGUCUCAAGAUUAUGAUAUCUAUGACAUGAUUGAGUUAGUCAAUGCAUGA